Molecule: messenger RNA, 2804 nt
Organism: Periophthalmus magnuspinnatus
Lineage: Eukaryota; Metazoa; Chordata; Actinopteri; Gobiiformes; Gobiidae
Gene: senp7b
Product: SUMO specific peptidase 7b
Exons: 23
Coding region: 249-2606 (785 amino acids)
Biological process (GO): protein desumoylation
Cellular component (GO): cytoplasm; nucleus
Molecular function (GO): SUMO-specific endopeptidase activity
Source: RefSeq, a predicted model, not a curated record
AGUGCGUCAAAGAGCGUCAUGUCGUGAGUUACGUAGACCCUGUGCCUCUAGAGCUAAAGUGAUUUUAUCUCCAACAAAAGCACAGUUUUAUCUGAAAUAAUGGUCUUUUUAACGUGUUUAGUGUCGCUACGAACCGGGGCCCUCUAAACAUGAGUCCCGCCGUGAGUGGGUGAGCUUUUAUCCAGCGGCACCGGUCCAAAAGAGGAGUUUAAUCUACGGAGCUAAGUGCUAAAGCUAACUCAGGUGAAAUGUCAACUCCGUUUAAAAUCCCCCGCAGAGCUCCCUCAGACUCGGACUUGGUGCAGAUGACCUCUCCUCUGUCCAGACUCCAGAGCCCUGCAGACCCAUUGAAGAGCUUUUCCUCGUUCAGAGACAGGACUGUCAGUGGGAACAGCUCAGACAUACACAGAGGAACAAAGUCUCUCAAAGUCCAACUCAAAUCCAGAAUUGGACCCAAAACAACGGAGCCUUUUUCUAACGGGUGGCGUCCUAAGCGAGCCUCAGACCGCUUCCUCUCUCCACUCUCUUCCGUCUCUUCCAUUGAUGUGAAAAAUGACACAAGUUUGGAUUCUCCCUCGAAAAACUCGUCUCUCUCAGACCUGAGCACGCUACGGCCGAUUGCCAUGCUCUCUCUUGACCCUCUGGGGGUGACUCAUGGGAGUUCACCUGCAAACAGGAAGUGCCCCAAGACUCAGGAACUGCCAAAUAAGGAGAAGAGCCACUUCUCCUGGUCCAAAGCCAGCUCUGCUCCUACUCCCUCCACUUCUGAUAAACCUCCACCUGGACCAAAGCAGGUAACAAAGCAGAGCAGCUGGUCGGAGCUCAGCGAUGUCCGAGAGAAACAGAGAGAAAAGUGGAGACAGUUUAAAGAAAAGAAACAAAGCCGGUCUCACAUCAGGACCCAAAGAAUACAGGACCAAAGCCGAACCAGAACCAGGACUAGGGCCAGCUCUGAGCCCAUCGUUCUGUCGAGUGAAGAAGAGGAAGCGGAACAGAGUGACAUCAUCAGGACCAGCCUAUCAGAGGGCUUGGAGCAAACACAGGUGGUCGCUCCCUCGCUCUCCUCCUCUUCUCUUCCACACUCUUCCACUCCUUCUCCAUCAUUCCUGCAGUUGGACUUCUGCUCCUUUCACUUGGGUCUGUCCAGAGCCCAGGCCAACGGUAAAAUCAUGAUCACAGAGAGUGGCAUCACCAUCCCACUUAAAGGUCAUGGUCCCAGUCUCUGUCCCGGUCUUAGUCCUAGUCCUGAUCCUAGGUCGUCGGUGGAGCUGUGUGUCGUGGCAUCUCAGGUCCGAGCGUUCGGUCUUUGGGAUGGGGGCGUGGCCAGGGGCGGGACUCUGUUCAGUGACUACGCCAACUACCCAUCAGGUCCUGCCCCCUCGCUGCUCUUUCUAUGGAUCACCGACGCCCAAUCAAAACUGGUGCAGACUGAGCUGAGCGAGGUCCAAGAACAAGGGACUGACCCUGGCUGCUGUUUGGUUCUGCUGGUGUUGAGGGAGCAGCUCUCAGACUUGGACUCUGCUCUGGUCUUGUCGAUUCUGGAUUCUGGGGACUAUAGAAAGUCCAGGUCUAGACCCGAAUCAGGUCCUUUAGACUGGAGCCAGGGUCUAGUCCUGGUCCACACCUGCCCCUCACCUAUCGAUUCCCACCUGCUCCAACUACUUGGCCAGAAGGAGGCCAAGGACAACCAGAGUUGUGCUGUGCGGAGCACCAGGAGACACCUCAGGUCUGGAGCUCAGCAGCUUCCUUCCAGACUAAUGCAGUACCCCGCGGCGCCCUCUAAAGGUCGUAUCUCUGUGAGUUCUGAGGACGUUCUGUGUCUGAGCCCAGGACAGUUCCUCAACGACGUCAUCAUCGAUUUCUACCUCAAGUACUUGCUGCUGGAAGGUGUAGGUGGCGCUGUGGCUGAGAAGAGCCAUGUCUUCAGCAGUUUCUUUUACAAACAGCUGAGUAAGAGACGAGCGGCUGGAGAGGACGAUGUUGCCUCCGUACCAGAUCGCCACACAAGGCACCAGAGGGUCAGAACCUGGACCAGAAAUGUGGACAUCUUCACCAAAGACUUCCUCUUUGUGCCUGUCAAUCAAGAAGCUCACUGGUUCCUGGUGGUGGUGUGUUUUCCUGGACUGGAGGAGCCCAAACAUGAGGACUUCAAACCCCUCUUAGACACAGUGAGGCAUGGGUUUGGGGUGCGCUCACAGACUCCUCCGGAGUGCACUCUGAAAGGCUGCAGGAAAACCAAGGUCUUAAAACGUCCGUGUCUUCUGGUUAUGGACUCCUUGAAACUCUCAUACCAUGAGACUGUCUGCAGACUGCUGCGAGAUUAUCUGCAGGUGGAGUGGGAGGUGCGUCGUGGGUCUCGGCGUCUAUUUUCCUCAGACUCAGUGAAAAGCUCCAACUGUAAAGUCCCACAACAAGACAACAGCUCUGACUGUGGAGUGUACCUGCUGCAGUACGCCCAGAGCUUCCUACAGAACCCGGUGGUGAAUUUUGACCUCCCUGUGAGACUCGACACCUGGUUUCCACGACAACAAGUCCGAAACAAACGAGAAGAGAUCCGGAGUCUUGUCCUGAGACUUCACCAAGACCAGGGACUAAACCAGGACUAAAGUGGGGAUUAAACCAGGGACUCAAUCACGGACUCAACCAGGACUAAAUCAGGUCUAAAUCAGGUCUAAACCAGGACUAAACCAGGACUGAACCAUCGACUAAACCAGGACUGAAUCAGGACUAAACCAGGACUGUGUGAAUGAAGUCUAGGUAGUAGAUUUUUAUGAAUUUAUUAAUUUAUUAAUAAUAAAUCUGAG